AAGCUAUCUAGAGCGAUCGAAGAGAAAGUAAUCAGUUUAACUCGUCGUAAGUAAGAGUCAACUUAAGUUCAGUAAGAAAUAUAUGAAAACGGCAGCGUGUGAAGACUAGACGUGUAACCAUUCCUCUGGAUACUCGCCGAGAAGCAACAGGGAAGGAUAGAUGCUUAAAGAAAUAUACCAACAGUAAGAUGUAAACACUAAUGGUGUAUUGAUAUACCUUGUCGUCUACCUGAAGAACGGAGAACAUAUUAUCAAGAAAAGGCGAAUGUGUUUGUUUUCUAAAAGAUCAUCAAAAAGGAAAUGGUGCGAACAUCAGCAUUGGUUGUUUUCAUAUUUACUCUUGCCCUAUUGGAACUAUGUGUAGGAGAAACAGAUCCGUUUUAUAACGAAGAAAUUGAAGGCAGUGAUGGGAGUCCUAGACCUAGCCAUGCAAUUUUGACCGAACAGCCUGUCAACCUAACAACGAUGACCACGCGAGAUGAUGUGGAGGCAGAAGUGGAAAAGGGAGAAGAGGCAGUGGAAGGGAUGAUGUCGGUGGAGGGGACAACGAAAAGAGCACUAUUUGUGGAAGAGGAGGAGGUAGAACCUGUUGAGGUGACGACUGUAACGAAGGUAAAUAAAAAAACAGGAGUACCAAAUGAGACAGCUGAAGGAAAAGUUGCGAGAGUGACUGCCACAGAAGCGGAUGAAUCAGCAGAGGAGGCGGCGGACGAGGAGACAGAAGUUGUAGAUGAUGAAGAACAUUAUGACAUCAACCCAAAACUGAAACUUCCGUUUAAUGCCAGGGACAAGAAACCGCAUAGGCCUAAUUGGCGGUCUAAAGAAGGCAAGUGCUCGUCAUGUCCCGCAAUUGCUCGUAAAGUUGGAAUGUGUCAUUGCUGAUUAUUACAGUACUAUAGUAUUGUAUAACUUCCGUUUAAUGCCAAGGACAAGAAACCGCUUCAUAAUCUACGCGACUGCCCAUCAUGUCCCGCAGGGCCCGUAAACUUGGAUUAUGUCAUUGAUAAUCAAUGCAUGUACAAACUUCUUUUUGUUAUGUGAAUUUUAGCGUCAAUCGUAUUGAGAGUUUCAUGUAUCGUGGACUUAAAUUGCAUGUGCAUUUUGUGAGCUGCAUUUAAGAAAUAUUACGGAAUAUUUGUCAUUUUAGUAUUGUUUUAUUUGAUUGGAUGUCAAAAACAUUUAGUACACAGAUAUUACGUUCUAUUGAACGAGUGUUUGCCAUUAAUGAUCUGGACCGAUCCAAGACGCAACUAGAAAGAAACAAAAGAUAAAGGGUCAAAAUUAGCAAAUACGCUACUGAAAAUUUACGAUAGGCCUGACUCAGUUGCCUACCCUUAGGUUUGAAAGAAGAUAUUAACAAUUAACUGAUGCAAUCUUCGAAAAACAGUAUUGAUAAUAAGUAUUAAGAUAGAUAAAUUUUAACUGUACCGUAACCCUAAGAAAGUAUGUGUACAUAUCAGGUAUAUAUUAAUUAUAUUGUAAAUGAAUAUUUAGAUUAGAAUAGUUUUUUUCAUUAAUGAUAUAUGGUAUUUAUGAAUUGUGUAUAAAUGUAUUAUUGGUGAAUGCAGUUCCAGCUUGCAUGUUAACGUUUGGUUUAUGACAUGGUCAACAAUUUUCGCGAUGAUUUAUCAUUGUGAAUAUACUCCCAUGAGAACACGAAGGCGCAGAGUAAUAAAUUGCAAUUGUCAAGUGAAUGGUAAGAUACGUCUAUAGUAUAUCGGGAAUGAAACGCUAAUGGUAAUAUUAUUUCUGCUUUAAAAUGGUUUAUUAAUGUAUAUUAGGCUAUGUCGUGCUGUCUCACACAUUUGGUAAAUGCUAGGCCUAACAGUCAUGGGGAAUAUUGUAUAGAUAAUGAAAUAAAAUGUUGUCGAACGUUUCUUUGAAAAAAAAA
Molecule: messenger RNA, 1891 nt
Organism: Anneissia japonica
Lineage: Eukaryota; Metazoa; Echinodermata; Crinoidea; Comatulida; Comatulidae
Exons: 2
Coding region: 301-882 (193 amino acids)
Source: RefSeq, a predicted model, not a curated record